GCGUUUUAACGCGUUUCGAACUCAUUGCGAUUUUCAAACCUAUCGUAAAUUGGAAUUGCGUUUUGCUUGUUUUGAGUGACGGAACGGCUUUGAUGAGUGUUUCCCAUCAACUUGAUUUAAAUAUGAACACUAGUGAAUUACUAAAGAGCUUACCUUCCUUCAAUGAGAGGAACUUUACUAGAUUCCACUGUGAUGCAGGUAAAACAUCGAGUAAGAAACCAACUGUGUACCUUCCAACCAAAGAUUACCCCUCUGAGCAAGUAAUAACAACGGAAAAGACAAAUAUUUUGCUUCGAUACCUGCAUCAGCAAUGGGAUAAAAAGAAUAUUCAAAAGAAGCGUGAUACAAGUAACGCUAACCUAGAAACAGAUUCAUCACCAGCAAGAAAAGUACCUCGAGUGGAAUCAAACCAGGACACCAGUAAUAGAUAGUGCACUUUAUAUACUGUAUUAGAACCAUUGUUAAGGUACCAGUGUAUUUAAGUCUUUUGGCUUUCCUCAAUUUAACACCCAUGGAAGAAAGCAUAAUUUGCAUAAUAUUGGUGCUUGUGAGCCAGAGAGGAUAAGUCAUUUAUUUAUCAAUAUCAAGAACACUAACAGAAUAAAUAUAUAAAUUACAUAGUGGUCCGAUUCCUAGCUCUUUUUUUUUUUUGUUCUUGAAAAUUUUAGUAAUGUUUAAAAGAUUUUUGUUUGAAGUUUAAAUAUUCCAAGUUAUAUAUUUGUGUUUAUUAUUGAUGGUGACUGAUUUAUUUCACAAUGCGUUCAAUCUUUCAAAUUCUAUUUGCAAAAUAUAAGUAGUUUAAUACUAAUUACCUCAAAAUAAAGAUCAACAAAAACUAGAAUAUAAUAUAUAAUAAAAUGUAUGAAAAUUGAGCAUUAAAACUAAUAAUCCUUGGACAAUGCCUCAAUUAUUAAAUUAUUGUAUGAGCUACUAUUACAUCAAGAUUCCAGUCCAGAGAAAAAAUCGUGAAAAAUGGGUUCAGUGGUAAAGAAUAGGACCGUUCACAUAAAAUUUGUACGAUUUCUAAUCCGGACUCCAGAUCUGGACCGAUGGAUCUGAGAGCCAUUUGUAUCCUGAAAUCGUAUGGUUUACUUCUUGGACCAAUCAGCAACAAGCUUGGUUGGUUCGAACCGAUCGAACGCAUACAUAUUUAACGUGAACAAACGUGUUCCGUGCGCGAUGUGAACGCAGCAUUAAAAAAACGUAGCAACUCACGAUUUUUUGUCCGGGCUUGAUAUGAACGUAGCUUAAAUCACUGAUACAAUGUGAAUUCCUGAGUUAAACAUAUAAAAGCCCUGAAAAACAAUAAACACUAAUUUGUAAAGCAUUCCUCUUUAUCAUUUGAAUAGUAAUCAAAUUCAUUUCAUCUUUAAAUAUGAAAUGAGAAACCAGUUUACAGUGAAAUGUUAUUUUGGCUUGAAGUUCCUGUCACUAUAAAUAAAUAAAUAAGACUCUAAUUAAAUAUUAAACACAAAAGAUUUUCUAAUAUUCCCAAACAUUGUGAAAGUUGUGGUUUGUUUAUAAGCCAGAGGAUAAUGCUUACACAACAUUGCAGCAAAAUUAGCAAUGUUAUUUAGUUAGAAUGUAUAAAAUCUAUAAUUACACAUCUAUGGUUCUACAAUUUACAUGUAGGUUAUUUAUUUAAAUAAUAGAGCCUAAUAAAGUAGAUUUUUCUCAUUAAUAAUACUUUGGUAUCUAUAUUUACUUCAAACAAAGAAGGGAGAAAAUUAAAGGUUUUCUUUACAGUUGCUCUACAUAAUGUUGGAUUUGGGUAGUGUCCUGCAGUGGCUUCACUCACAGAAAGGUGAACCUAUUUUUCUUCAGGAUUUGUGAGACAAUCAAAAUAUGGUAGUUUGUGCCGUGCUGUAUUUAUACUGUAGCUGUGAAUGCCAUGUGUUGAGCUUUAUCCACGCUAUCAUAUCAAAUGCAUACAAGAUUAAGUCCUAUUUAUUGUCAUAUUCAAAGAAAAUCAAACUUGUUUUCAAGGUUCAAAAAUUUGCCAAAUAAAUAAAUAAAAAUGUUAUAGAUUUGCCCAUACUGUAUGUGGGUCUAGUGUGGCAUCACAAUGUCUGUAUGGGUAAAUAAAAGAUAUUUCUUCUAAAAAAUUUGGAUAAUGUUAACAUACAGUAGCAUAGUCAUGCAGCAUGAAAUUAAAAUGAUAGAUUGGAUAUGACCUUGGAUGGUCUUAAAUGUUCUGUCCUACCUUCUCUUAAAGUGCUAACUUUGUUUACUAUGUCCUUAUACAUCAAGAAAAUGUUAUGCUAAUGAUGAUGAAUAUAAAAUAAUGAUUUUGGGAAACUAAUUCAUGAGAAUAAUAUGAUACCCAUUUUUUCUUGUAUAAGAAGCUAAAAUUAGGUAUAAAUAAUCAAUGAUAGGUGUGUGUUUGUGGAAAAGUGAUUUCUAUUUUAGAGCAUGUUGGUAAUUUGUGUUUGUACAAUACAAAUCUGACAAUUUGAUUUAUUAACCUUUACUUUCAUUUUAACUACAAUAUGUGGAAUUGUGGGCAAUUGUCACUAAUUUUGUUUUAUUUAAUGAUGUAUCGCAUGCUAUAUAAAUAUAUUACAUCAUUAGUAUGUUAUGUGUUGAUGUAUUGCAUACUACACUUUUUUUUUUUUUAUAAGAACCAGUAAAAUUUUGCCCAGGCUCAGUGUUCUUAUUUUUUGGCUGAUUUCAGGCUCAAAAUGUUCUUAAUUUGUUCUUAUUUUACACUUUUCAAACAUAGAAAAUUAUUAUUGU
Molecule: messenger RNA, 2736 nt
Organism: Anneissia japonica
Lineage: Eukaryota; Metazoa; Echinodermata; Crinoidea; Comatulida; Comatulidae
Product: DET1- and DDB1-associated protein 1-like
Exons: 5
Coding region: 93-431 (112 amino acids)
Biological process (GO): positive regulation of proteasomal ubiquitin-dependent protein catabolic process
Cellular component (GO): Cul4-RING E3 ubiquitin ligase complex
Source: RefSeq, a predicted model, not a curated record